UGACCACAUUUGUUGUGUCCGCAGCGCUCGGCCGCUGCUCUGCAAUGUCAUCAUCUUUAUUUUCAUCAAUAUUAUCGCACUUAUGACUCACAUUUAUUGACUGAACUCUUUCGAGUCCGAGCCGAGCGGGAGCCCGAAUAUUUAUUCAAUGCUUUCCGACAGAAAGAGACGAUAGUAGUGUCCUGCGCAGGAGAGACAGACGGAGUGUAAGGUUGUGAAGUUUUGAACGUUGAUUAUGGCCGUUUGGCAACAGUUUGGAUUGCUGCUCUGGAAAAACUAUAUUCAGCAAAAGCGUCAGAUCUUGGUAACUCUGGUGGAGAUCGCUCUGCCUCUGCUCUUCUCAGCCACCCUGAUCGUUCUGCGACAGAACGUGCCAUUCACAAUCUACCCGAAUGUAACGCGCUACCACAGUUUCUCUGUGAACGAGCUGCCGUUCACUCUCUGCUUCUCGGCCCGGGACUUGCAGCUGGCCUACGUGCCCGGCAAUGCUAGUGUGGUGCGGAAUAUCGCUGAGGAUGUUCAGCGGAGCCUGGGGUCAUGCCUCACUUCCGUCCGUGGCUUUGAAACGGAAGAACAGUUUGAAGAGUUUGUGAAAACAGACCCUGCAUCAGGAAAGAUCUUGGCAGCUGUUGUCUUCGAACACUCUUUCACACAUGAAGAUGAUCCACUUCCUCUACAGGUUGGCUAUCAUCUGCGCUUCACGUUCAGCCCCCGAAACGCUCCAGAUCGCGAGAAAUCAGAGCUCAACCCAAACAAUGAUCUGGACUGGCACACCCUCAGCCUGUUCCCCCUCUUCCAACUUCCCGGACCGCGAGAACAACAUGAGCCACGUGGCGGCACACCAGGAUAUUUCCGCGAGGGUUUCCUGCAGGUGCAGCACGCGGUGGACAGAGGCAUCAUGAAGGCGUACAACAGCACGGCAGCGUCAGCCCUCUUCGAACAUACCCGAGUGCAUCUGUCCCGUUUCCCAUACCCAGCGUUCAUCUACGACGUCUUCAUCCUGGCUAUCCAAAACCAGCUUCCCCUGCUGCUCGUGCUCAGCUUCACCUACACGUCUCUGAACAUCAUUCGUGCUGUGGUACAGGAAAAGGAGAGAAAACUCAAGGAGUACAUGCGGAUGAUGGGUCUCAGUAACUGGCUACACUGGAGCGCCUGGUUCCUCAUGUUUUUCCUCUUCCUCUCCAUCUCCAUCUUCUUCAUCACUCUCCUCAUCUGUGUCAAGGUGAGUCCCAACGGAGCGGUUUUGACGUACAGUGACCCAACGCUGGUGUUUGUCUUCCUGCUGGUGUUUGCCGUGUCCACCAUCAACUUCAGCUUCAUGAUCAGUGUGCUCUUUUCCAGAGCGAAUGUGGCCGCAGCGGCGGGCGGGUUCAUCUACUUUAUGAGUUACCUGCCGUAUCUUUUCCUGUGGCCUCGCUAUGACCUGCUGUCACACGCACAGAAAGUAUCCGCCUGCCUCAUAUCCAAUGUGGCCAUGGCAAUGGGAGCACAGCUUAUCGGCAUGUUUGAGGGCAAAGGUACUGGGAUCCAGUGGCAUAAUCUGUUUGACUCGGUGACUGUGGACGAUGACUUCUCCCUAGCUCAGGUGCUCGGUCUCCUGCUGUUGGAUGCCUUGCUGUAUGGUCUUGUCGCCUGGUAUGUGGAGGCUGUGUUUCCUGGAGAGUAUGGAGUCCCUCUUCCAUGGUACUUCUUCAUUCUGCCUUCAUAUUGGUGCAGCAGUCCUCGUGUGGCCCUGCUGAAAGAAAAGGAGGAAGAGGAGGAUGCUGAGAAGGCGUUAAAGGGCGAGUUCAUUGAAGAGGAGCCAGCUGGACUGGUUUCAGGGGUGAAGAUCAAACACUUGGGAAAGGUGUUCAAAGUGGGCAAUAAAUCCAAGGAGGCGGUGAAGAAUUUAACACUCAACAUGUUUGAAAGCCAGAUCACCGUCUUACUGGGUCACAACGGUGCAGGCAAGACCACCACACUGUCUAUGCUAACAGGCCUUUUCCCGCCCAGCAGUGGUCGUGCAUACAUUAAUGGUUAUGACAUUUGUCAGGAUAUGGCUCUGAUCCGACGCAGUCUUGGACUGUGUCCACAGCACGAUGUGCUGUUUGAUAAUCUCACUGUUCGAGAGCACUUGCUGUUCUAUACACAGCUGAAGGGUUACCCUCUUGAAAAGAUCUCGGGCGAGGUGGACCGCAUCAUUGGGAUACUUAGCCUGGAAGAUAAGCGGAACGCUCGAUCCAAGACCCUCUCUGGCGGGAUGAAGAGAAAGCUUUCUAUCGGCAUCGCCCUCAUUGGUGACUCUAAGGUCGUGAUGUUGGACGAGCCCACUUCAGGUAUGGACCCAUCAGCUCGUCGGGCCACCUGGGACCUGCUGCAGGGCGAGAAACACGGCCGUACCAUCCUGUUAACCACACACUUCAUGGACGAAGCCGACCUGCUAGGCGACCGUAUCGCUAUCAUGGCCAGCGGAGAACUGCAGUGCUGUGGCUCUCCACUCUUCCUCAAAAACAAAUACGGUGCUGGUUAUCACAUGGUGAUCGUAAAAGACUCUUUUUGUAACGUGUCAGAGAUCACUCGACUAGUCCACAUGUAUGUGCCCAACGCCACUUUAGAAAGCAGUGCAGGCGCUGAACUCUCCUACAUACUGCCAAAAGAAAGCACCGACCGGUUUGAGCUGUUGUUUGCUGAGCUGGAGAUGAAUCGAGAGGAGUUGGGCAUCGCCAGCUAUGGAGCAUCUGUCACCACGAUGGAGGAAGUUUUCCUCAGGGUCGGAAAGCUUGUGGACUCCAGUCUAGAUAUUCAGGCCAUCCAGCUUCCAGCUCUACAGUACCAGCAUGAGCGCAGGUCACAUGACUGGACGAUGGACGACUCCAGCAGUGUCAGCGGUUUGACAGACAUCACGGAUUUCACUGACAGCGGCACUCUGAUUUCAGAAGAUGGCUCCAACAUCAAACUCAACACGGGGACCAGACUCUACAUGCAGCAGUUCUAUGCCAUGUUCCUCAAGAGGGCGCUCUACAGUUGGCGCAAUUGGAAAGUGAUGGUGGCUCAGUUUCUCGUGCCACUCAUUUUUACCGUUGUGGCCCUUGUGGUGGCCCGCUUUGUUCCUGGAAGCCACAAUUCACCCCAACUCCGCCUGGCACUAAAACAUUACGGCUCUACACGUGUACCCGUCGCCGUCACCGCCAAUGCCGGGCCAUUAGCUACAGCUCUGGCUGAACUCUACACUUCACAACUGCCUGCCCAGAAUGCCAUAGCUGCCACUAAUAUAACAGAUUUCUCGGAGUAUGUACUGUACAAUGCUAAGAGGGAGGGCGGAGCGUUUAACGAGCACUGCGUUGUGGGUGCGGCUUUCAAAAUCAAAGCAGCGACACAGACGGAGGUCAUUGGCUACUUCAACAACCAGGGGUAUCACACCCCAGCUACGGCCCUCAUGCUGGUCGACAAUGCUCUUUACAAGUUACUGGGCGGCCCAAACGCCUCCAUCCAGACUGGAAAUGACCCGAUGCCCCGCAACAUGUCCGAGACGGCCCAGAGCCAGCUUUCCGAGGGUCAGACUGGCUUUGCCAUCGCAAUAAACCUCAUGUACGGCAUGGCAUCGUUGGCCAGCACCUUUGCUCUGCUCCUGGUCUCGGAGCGCUCGGUGAAGUCCAAACACGUGCAGCGGGUCAGCGGGGUCUACCUCUCUAACUUCUGGUUCUCUGCUCUGCUGUGGGACCUUGUCAACUUCCUGUUGCCCUGCCUGCUCAUGCUGGUGGUGUUCCGGGUGUUUUCCGUGAAAGCGUUUGUAGCAGAAAACCACUUGGUGGACGUGUUGUUAUUGCUGCUACUGUAUGGCUGGGCUGUGAUUCCACUCAUGUACCUGCUCAGCUUCCUGUUCAGCACGGCUGCCACCGCUUACACGCGCCUCACCAUCUUCAACAUCAUCAGCGGGACCGCUACCUUCCUCGCCGUCACCAUCAUGACCAUACCGGAGCUGAAUCUGCAAAAUCUCUCCUACAUUCUGGACAAAGUCUUCCUGCUCUUCCCGAAUUAUUGUCUGGGCAUGUCCUUCAGCCAGUUCUACCAGAACUAUGAGGUCAUCACCUUCUGCACCUCCAGCCCCUUAGCGGAGAUCAUAUGCAAGUUAUACAACAUCACGUAUCAAUUGAACUACUUUUCUUUGGACGAGCCUGGAGUGGGGCGCUUCCUGGUGGCCAUGUUCCUGCAGGGUGUGGUCUUCAUCGCCCUGGUCUUCCUCAUUGAGCUCCGGUUCAUCCACGUCCUCCUAAACCUCUGCAGGAGGCGCAGGAAGACUCUGCUGUUGGCAGAAGAAGCUCUGCAGCCUGAGGACAGAGAUGUUGCAGAGGAGAGGAAAAGAGUUUUGGAUUGUCAGCCAGUGAUUGAGUCAAUGGUGGGCAGCCCACUCAUCCUACAUGAGCUCAGCAAGGCGUACUCAGGAGGGCAGUCGCUGUUAGCAGUGGAUCAGUUGUCCCUGGCCAGUCGGGAAGGGGAGUGCUUUGGUUUGCUUGGAUUUAAUGGGGCAGGAAAGACCACGACAUUCAAAAUGCUGACUGGAGAUGAAAGCAUUACUUCAGGGGAUGCCUUCAUUGACGGCUACAGCAUCCUCCGAGACGUGAAAAAGGUGCAGCAGAGAAUCGGCUACUGUCCUCAGUUUGAUGCGGUGUUGGAUCACAUGACGGGGCGAGAAACGCUGAGCAUGUACGCCAGACUGAGGGGAAUCCCCGAAAAAUACGUCUCAGCCUGUGUAGAAAAUGUCCUGCGCUCGCUGUUGCUUGAACCUUACGCUGACAAACUUGUCCGCAGCUACAGUGGCGGCAAUAAGAGGAAGUUGAGUGCAGGCAUGGCUCUGAUCGGCGGGCCGCCUGUGAUUUUCCUGGAUGAGCCGUCCACUGGCAUGGACCCUGUGGCCAGACGCCUGCUGUGGGACGCAAUUACACGGACCAGAGAGUCUGGCAAAGCCAUCAUUAUAACCUCACACAGUAUGGAGGAGUGUGAGGCAUUGUGUACGCGACUGGCUGUGAUGGUGAAUGGUCAGUUCAAAUGUCUGGGCAGCCCACAGCAUCUGAAGAGCAAAUUUGGGAGUGGCUACACGCUGCUGGCCAAAGUCCACAUUGAGACAGAUUUAGAGGAAAUGGACCUACAGCUCUUUAAAGACUUCAUUGAAAGCACCUUUCCAGGAAGUUUACUAAAGGAUGAACAUCAGGGAAUGGUGCACUACCACCUGACUGACAAAACCCUUACUUGGGCACAGGUGUUUGGGGUUUUGGAAACAGCCAAAGAGAAGUACCGCAUUGAGGACUACUGCGUGAGUCAGAUCUCUCUGGAGCAGGUGUUCCUCAGCUUCGCUCAGUUUCAGCACUGUUCUGAGAGUCAAAGGAAAUGACAUACUACAGUGCAGAAGGGGGCGCUCAGGCCCAUCUGUUGAAUGGGAGGUACAGCCUGGGCAAACUGACCCUCUGGAGUCACACCACAAGACAUUGCUCAGGUGUCUAUCUUCAAAUGCACAUCUGUAUCAUGAUCAUACACACAUAAAAACACUCCCAGACUCAACUGCUGUGUCAAUGGAGGCAGGACCACUAACACUAACGUACAAUCUUGGCCAGUCGGUUAACUGCAUACGGUGUUUAUUAAAGUCUGUGUACGUGCGUUUGAAUGGGAACCGAAACCGUCCUCAAAGGUGCAUCUUGCGUCACUGUGUCCUGACUUUGUAUUUUAAUUGGUGGGUACGUGCACCACUAGGCCUGCAAUGAAAAGAUGUUUUUUCGUUAUUUGUGAGUCGUUUGUGUGCACUUUUGUAUGAUCGUUGUAUUAUUUAUGAAUGUCUAUUUUUAUUGGUUUUCUCCACUUGUUUUCAACUGUGGUCUUAACGCUGAAGGUACAGCACGUGUUAUUCGCCCCUUACUGAUAAAGGACGGCAAAAAGGUGGAAAUGUUUCUAACACGGGACGUCCGGAACAAGAAUACGAAAUAAGUCUACAAACAUGUUACAGUUUUAUAGGAUGUGAAAUACAUGAAAAAGUUACUGAAUAUAAAAUAUUAUUCAUUUUAUAGAAUAUCAUUAACUGAUACAUUUGUUGCACCUUGUCUAGUCACGCCAAUCACAGUCGAGUAUCCAUUUUUCAUACUGAUAAUCAUUGUGGAAAAUAAAUUCCUCUUCAAAUUUGGAUUGCAACAUAAAAUUGAUAUGACAUGACACUAGUUUAUUUUAAUGCUCUUUCGCUCAACAUUUCCAAUUGAGAUUGUUUUUGGUUAUUGUUGUGUAAUGGUUGGAUGGAUGGAUUAUCCUCAACUUCGGGAUUCUUGUAAAAGGAUUGGAUGGACAAACUGAAUUCUACCCAGUGUGACAUUGGCUUUUCGUAGAUGAACACUAGAGGGCAUACCGUGCCUUUAUUUUAUGUCCACGUCCAACUCAAUGUCUUUUCAGAUGCACUAAAUGUCCAAUUUGAUGGAGAAAAAUCUACAUUAUGUACUGAUAAGCUUUUUUUUUAUUAGUUGACGCAACACACUAUUCCGACUUUAUCCUGCUGUGUUUGUGUUUGAAUCUGAUGUUCAUUUGCACUAUAAAUAUGGACCAAUUCACACUUUAUGAAGGAUCCAUCAUUAAGAGCAUGCAGUCCGUUUGGCGUGAAGUAUCGUAAAGCAAGAGGGUUACAUUUAAGAUGAGUUUCAAACAAGGGCCUCAUGAUUAACGUCUACUCGCGUUCAAUUCAAGGCCCAAUUGACAUAAGAAUGGUCUUACAAAUGAUUCGCAGACAUUUGUUCUUGUGUCUGGUGAAUGAGGUCAAAGACGAUACCCAAGGCUAAUCUUCUGCUUUGAGGCCUUGCCUUCAGAGAAAGCCGUUUGUAAAGUUGCGCCACCCCUACGGUUCAUCGUGUGAAGUGACUUCACCAUUCCUUUGUUAAGAAAGAAGAGGCGCCAAGCUAAUUUCUCAAAUAUAUUGCACAUUGUUAUGCUAGGUUUCCUCUUUAGUCAAUAUUGAGGCAGAUUGUAAGACGUCAAGAGUCUUCGACAUCAUAUCCGUGUGGCACCCUUCUAAAAAUAUGCCUGAUGGGAAGAGGGGUGGAUGUUUCGCAGGCAGUACUGACAUCGCUUUAACUUGCUUGAUCUAGUUUUCCGUCCAGAUUCGUGUUAAUUGAAUGUACUUUCAUAGCCGAGGGGAAAAACAUGGGCUUAUUUGUCACCUUAAACUUGUACAAACUGACACACUGUUGAUAAAAUAGGGCUUAAAGGUGACUUGACCACAGAUUGUCUCUUUCUAUGGUUUUGUCGUUAAUUCGUCUGUUUUUCACGCGUUUGCACAGUGCAAUGGCUGUCGUGUCUGAACUGCUUGUUAUGAAAAUGAAAUAUUGCAUUUUGAGGGCCGAGAAGGCAAAGUUGAAAAUGUUCACGAUGACAAUGUUGAUUUAAAUGGAAAAUGUACCAUAAUGCAAAAAGGAAUUGUAAUCUUGUGUACUGUAUCACUAAAUUAACCAUGUGUACAAUGUAAGUAUUGUCAUGUCAUUUCCUUUUUUUAUUUUUAUUAAAUCUGCCUUAUGCA
Messenger RNA from Xyrauchen texanus (razorback sucker), 7522 nucleotides. Its product is annotated as phospholipid-transporting ATPase ABCA3-like. Gene Ontology annotation, cellular component: membrane; intracellular membrane-bounded organelle. Gene Ontology annotation, biological process: transmembrane transport; lipid transport. Gene Ontology annotation, molecular function: ATP binding; ATP hydrolysis activity; ABC-type transporter activity. The record is from RefSeq and is a predicted model, not a curated record. Lineage: Eukaryota; Metazoa; Chordata; Actinopteri; Cypriniformes; Catostomidae.